CCGCAAUCAACCAAGGAAUGCGCAGCAGCAAGACUCUUUGGGCCCCGCCGGUGCUUCUCUUAUAGACAGCGUUGAUAAGUGUUAGUUGCAUUGCCUAAAACUAGGUGCUUACACAGCUGCUGCUGCUGCGACCACCGCCAAUCACUGGCAUCAAUCCAUGGAUCGCUAGUUGACGCCAACAGCAGAUGAUACCGUUUAGCCGUGCUGUUCCUGCAUGAGAUGAAGGUCGGACACAGCCACGUGGUCGCGUUGCAGCACGUCCUGGGGGCUAUAUCAUCCGAUGUAUCCCAGGCUCAGUUGAUUCAAGCUGGUGUCUUAGCCCAGGGCGUCUUGGUUGCCGGGGCGAAUCUCUCCCCCGUCGACACUUUCUACCCGCCUGGACUCAAUGUCACUGGGUACAUUACCAGCAGCGGAUUGGGCACAUAUGGAGGCAUCUAUACGGCCCCAGCCAAUAAGGCCUCUCAAGGCUCUCCCUAUGGCGUGUACGACUAUUGCUCCAUGCCGCACCCGCGGGUGAACGGCUAUGAGCUGCCCGGCGAUCGUCAUGCCAAGCUGGUGUACCUGGAGUAUAUGCAGAGGCAUCAGAGACGUACCAUGUACAACCUAGCCCCAGGCGGAGAGAAUCAACCAUUUGAUUGCUCAACAUUUGAGGGCUACUUGUACGGCAGCCAAGCCCACGGUGCUAAUGGCGUUCAAGCCUUUGCGAGCGUGUACACUGACCCGAGCAACCCUUUCGUGGAUGCUCUGCCGUACGUAAAUUCGACUUGCUUUUUCCCUCAGUUGACUACUGGUGGGUUUCUUGAUGGUAUUCAGCACGGCAAAGAUCUUUGGGCUCUGUAUGGUGAGAAGCUUGGCCUCAUACCAAGAUCUCCCAACGAGAAAGUAUGGCUACGUUCUAGCUCUGCUUCUCUUACCCAGCAGAGUGCUGGAGGCGUGUUGCGCGGUCUCUGGCCGCAUUACUCGGGCUCCGUGCCUCUUCACCAGCAAGCAGGCGUCGACACCGUCAACAACGGGUAUCCAUGCAAUGCUAGAGGCUCCAUCCUCUCAUCAAUUCAGUCUACCGAUGAUUGGAAUGAGCAUCUUAGCGUGACAGCCGAGCUGAGGCAAUCGCUGGGAGAUAUCCUCGGUGCCACCAGCAGCGCUUGGCAGAGCACAUUUGAUCACUUUUCCGAUAACUUUCAGGCUCGACUCUGCAAUGGAUAUGAGCUUCCAUGCAGCUUUACUGAUGCGUCCAAAUGUGUUUCUCAAGAACAAGCUGAAGAGGUUUUCCGUGCGGGUGAUUGGGAAUGGAAUCACUACUGGCGCAAUAAUAGCCUAGUGACCAAGUAUAUUCAGGUUACUGAGGGCCUCUUCAUCGGGGAGAUUGUUAGUCGGCUGCAGGCUGUAUUGGGCAAGACGCAGAAAUACGUCUACGCGCACACGUUCAUCCACGACGGAGACAUUGGUCCCAUUUUGGGUGCUCUCGGAAUCGAGCAGCUGAGGUGGCCUGCAAUGGCGUCCAACAUUGCAAUUGAAGUUUGGGAGACGACUGUUCAACAUAAGAGGGCUUACUAUGCUCGUGUGCUAUACUCGGGCCACACAUUGCGCAGUAUUCACGGUAACAUGGAUUGGAUCCCGCUGAACCAGUUGAUUGACAUUCUUCAAACGUAUGUGCCAGAGGAUAUUGUGGCGCUUUGCAAUUCGUAGAUCAUAUAUGUCAUAAUACUCCUGUCAAUAUGCAUCUUAAAGAAUCAAUAAACGGUAUUGACUAUCCGAAAAU
Messenger RNA from Trichoderma asperellum CBS 433.97, 1759 nucleotides. RefSeq lists its product as uncharacterized. The record is from RefSeq and is a predicted model, not a curated record. NCBI's taxonomy places the organism in Eukaryota, Fungi, Ascomycota, Sordariomycetes, Hypocreales, Hypocreaceae. Gene Ontology annotation, biological process: dephosphorylation. Gene Ontology annotation, molecular function: phosphatase activity.